This is a messenger RNA of Plasmodium falciparum 3D7, 1149 nucleotides long. RefSeq names its product rifin. NCBI's taxonomy places the organism in Eukaryota, Apicomplexa, Aconoidasida, Haemosporida, Plasmodiidae. The transcript is spliced from 2 exons. The record is from RefSeq and is a predicted model, not a curated record. The coding region runs from base 1 to 1149 and encodes 382 amino acids.
AUGAAAAUCCAUUAUACUAAUAUAUUAUUGUUUCCUCUAAAAUUAAAUAUAUUGGUAAAUACCCACAAAAAACCAUCCAUUACACCACGUCAUAUACAAACUAACAGAUUAUUAUGUGAGUGUCAAUUAUAUGCACCACAAAAUUAUGAUAAUGACCCGGAAAUGAAAAGGGUCAUGCAACAAUUUCAUGAUCGUACAACACAAAGGUUUCAAGAAUACGAUGAAAGGUUACAAGAAAAACGACAAGUAUGUAAAGAUACAUGUGAUAAGGAAAUCCAAAAAAUUAUUUUAAAAGAUAAAUUAGAAAAAGAAUUAAUGGACAAAUUUGCCACACUACAAACAGAUAUACAAAGUGAUGCUAUUCCAACAUGUAUUUGCGAAAAGUCGUUAGCAGAUAAAGUGGAAAAAGGAUGUUUGAGAUGUGCACAAAAUUUGGGAGGGAUUGUUGCACCCUCUUCAGGAGUAUUAGCAGGAAUUGCUGAAGGUGCGCUAUAUGCGUGGAAACCUAAGGCACUUGAGGCCUCUAUUAAAACAGCUAUAGCUGAGGGUACUGCUAAUAUUUUGGCUGCAGGUGUUGAAGCAGGUGAGGUUACAGGUAAGGAAUUAGUUAUUGCAGGAUUAAAAAAAAUGGGUAUAUCAACUCUAGAUAAUAAGUCAUUGGAAUCCUAUUUUGCUACAACAUCUUAUAAAAAUAUCACAAACAUUGCUCAAGCUGUUCAAAAACUAUAUUUUGAGACAUGUGCAUGUGAUUCUUCAGGGAAAGUGGUCUACCUUUACGGUGACGCUAACCGUCAUAUUCCUAUUUGCAAUUCGGUGUGGAACCAAACUCCAGCUGUAUUAACAACAAAAAAGGGUAUUUCAACCAAAGAAGUUAUAGAAAAAACUGUACAAACUAUGGUGUCAGACGCCGAAGGGGUUGCUGCCGACGCUAGUGCUGCUAAAAGUGCCGAGUUAACUGCUGCAAUAAAAGCUCGAGAGGCCGAAGUGAUAAAUACUAUAUUUAUGAGUAAGCAAACUGCUAUUAUUGCUUCUGUUGUUGCAAUAUUAAUUAUAGUUUUAAUUAUGUUGAUAAUAUAUUUGAUUUUACGUUAUAGACGAAAAAAAAAAAUGAAGAAAAAACUACAAUACAUAAAAUUAUUAAAUCAAUAA